CGCUCAAACUAGAGUGCGACGCGUCGCAAAGAGGCAUCCGCGCAGUGCUUUUUCACACAAAAGGGAACAGGAACGAGCCUAUUGGGUUCCGUUCGAGAACAUUGUCGAAAGCAGAACAAAAUUAUUCACAACUUGAACGAGAAGCGUUAGCCCUGGUAUUUGGAGUAAUGAAGUUCCAUGUUUAUCUUCUAGGCCGAGAGUUCAUCCUCGUCACAGACCACCAGCCACUCCUGGGCCUGCUGAGAUCGGAUCGGCCAACUCCACCGCUGGCAGCUGCUCGUAUACAGCGCUGGCGCUGUAUUUGGGCGGAUUCUGCUACAAGCUGCAGUAUUCUCCAGGCAAGCAGCUCCUGAACGCGGACGCCCUCAGUAGGCUGCCACGAGAAACUUCGGAGCCAACCGCGGACGGCGAGCCACCCGAGUACGUUUUGGCCCUCGCAUCCGUACAGGAGAGUGCAGCCUCGACAGCGGAAUUGCAGGCGCUAACCGCCAGCGACCCUGUACUGGCCAAGGUUGUGCAGUACACAAGGAAUGGAUGGCCUACAAGCGCUAAAGCACUUGAACGAAGAUUACUCCCUUUUUUCGACCGCAGACUCGAGCUUUCGCUGGCCCACCGGUUGCUCUAUUGGGGCCGUAGGGUUGUCAUUCCAGACAGCGCGCAGCAUAGAAUGUUGCACCUGCUGCACGAACCUCAUCAAGGAUCAUCGGCGAUGAAGGCAAUCGCUCGGUCGGCUUUCUGGUGGCCUGGAAUGGACAACGACAUCGAACAAGUGUCAGCGAGGUGCACAAGCUGUAUUCAAAAUCGACGCAUGCCGGCAUCUGCCCCGCCAGUUAGCUGGCCGACAUGCCAGGAAAGCUGGUCGAGAGUACAUUAGAUUUCGCGGGGCCAAUAAAUGGAAGCAUGAUCCUUGUUCUUGUAGAUGCUCACAGCAAAUGGAUUGAGGCCGUACCAAUGAAGCAGGCGACCACAUCUUCGACUAUCACUUGCCUGCGCAGCUUGUUCAGCAGGUUCGGCAUUCCGCGCACCCUUGUUUCAGAUAAUGGAACGCAGUUCACUAGUCAAGAGUUUGCCGAUUUCAUGAAUAAGAACAACAUAACUCGCCUGCGCACGGCUGCGUUUCAUCCCCAGUCGAACGGCCUUGCAGAGAGAGCUGUUCGAACCGUGAAAGAUGGGCUGAAGAAGAUUAACCAGGCCCGAUUAGAAGAUUGCCUUUGCAGACUACUCUUCAAUUACCAGAGAACACCCCUCGCAUCGGGCAAUUCUCCUUCGGAGCUUCUCCUGGGAUACCAAAUUCGGUCUCGUCUCGACACGUGCUUUCCUCCCUUGAUUGCAGGAAGAUCAGGUGAAUCAGAUGAGUGGACCCUGGCACCGGACGCGAACGUGUACAUCCGCAACUUUGGCAAGGGUGAAAAGUGGAAGACCGGCACGGUACAGUCGGCCGACGGAGCGAGGAUGGUGACAGUCGAGACGCCAGAGGGCCUUGUUCGGAGACAUGUGGAUCAAGUUCACACAAGGAUAGACUCGGUUGAACCCCUACGUGACAGGGAAGGGGAGAGUAUGCCUAAGUCGAGAACUACGCAAUAA
This is a messenger RNA of Rhipicephalus sanguineus (brown dog tick), 1584 nucleotides long. RefSeq lists its product as uncharacterized. Lineage: Eukaryota; Metazoa; Arthropoda; Arachnida; Ixodida; Ixodidae. The record is from RefSeq and is a predicted model, not a curated record. Gene Ontology annotation, biological process: DNA integration. Gene Ontology annotation, molecular function: nucleic acid binding. The coding region runs from base 844 to 1584 and encodes 246 amino acids. The transcript has a single exon.